GCAGUAUUUGACAAAUCCAUUCAAACUUGUAAUUGUUGCUAGAAUCAUGUCGUUUCGAAUGCAAGAUGUAGAUUCCGUUACAGAGCCUGUACUUACACAGCAAGAUUUGUUUCCUCCCCGUCAAGAAUCUUCGGAACAGGUCCAAGCUGCUAUUGCUCAGUUAGUUCCUCAGGCUCGAUCGACUAUUCAAGCUGGAAAUGCUGUGGAAGGGUUACGGAUUUUAUUGUCUUAUGUACCUUUUGGAGACGAUGUUCAGGAAGCUAGACAACAAUACUUAUCCGCCUUUGUUGACUUGCUGAGCUACAUCCGGUCCACUGAUAUUAUAGCAUUUUUAAAACAACGCAGUACUGAAGAUUUAGAUAACAUGAUGAACUUUAUUUAUCGUGCACUUGCACAUCCUCAAGCCUAUAAUCCCUCUGUUUUGCUAAACUGGCAUGAAAAGAUUGUUCAAGUCAAUGGGAUUGGAUGCAUCACUCGUGUAUUAAACAGCAGACCCGACAUGUAACGCAAGCGAAUCAAAACCUCAGAUAAAAACAUGAAAAGCAGAAAAGCGAAACCUGGCGCUCGCCUUUUUUACCUUCAUUUCAAAGCGACCAUGGAUGUUUCUAUCGGGGUUCUUAAUUGAUUCUUCCUUAUGACUGCUAUGAUUGUUUGCUAUCCUCGGUAGCGGGCUAAAAUUUUCUAAAUUAUGUGUUAGCAAAAACACGCUUCCUUGCUAGUUUCGCUACUUUUCCUCUUUUAGAUAUGAACGUAAUUCGCUUUUGAUAGAAGAAUUAUGAAUGAUUUCUACUUUUUGCAGCAUACCCGUUUAACAUUUUGAAUAUGGAUCGGCUGAAUUUUCUUUUCCCCGGUUCGUUCUGCUUCAAUGUUGGCUUCUUUCAAGAGUGA
Schizosaccharomyces cryophilus OY26 is the source of this 888-nucleotide messenger RNA. RefSeq names its product ARP2/3 actin-organizing complex subunit Arc5. Gene Ontology annotation, molecular function: actin filament binding. Gene Ontology annotation, cellular component: Arp2/3 protein complex; cytoplasm; actin cytoskeleton. Lineage: Eukaryota; Fungi; Ascomycota; Schizosaccharomycetes; Schizosaccharomycetales; Schizosaccharomycetaceae. The transcript has 4 exons. Bases 47 to 505 code for a protein of 152 amino acids. The record is from RefSeq and is a predicted model, not a curated record. Gene Ontology annotation, biological process: Arp2/3 complex-mediated actin nucleation; regulation of actin filament polymerization.